AUGCUGACACCUCAUAUUUAUAUUGUAUAUAUUUGUUUUUCAGGUUCAGCUCUGAAAUGUUUUGUAUGUAAUUCCUAUCAUCAAGCUGAUUGUGCUGAUUGGUUUGACAAUGUUACACAACAUUUAACUCAAUGUAAUGAUGAUGAACAAAUGUGUAGAAAAAUUAUCCAGGAAGUGUAUUAUGAUGGUGAAUGGGAUGUAAGAUAUAUAAGACAAUGUGCCAAAUUAGGAGAGGUUGGUGGUAGACAUGGCAGAGAAUGUAAAGAACGAGUAGGAACAUAUGAUGUUAAAUUGAGAUAUUGUCAUUGUAAUAAUCAAGAUGGCUGUAAUGGUGCCCAAUCAUAUAACACAGGAUUGACUCUACCCUUAUCAUUAACAAUGCUGUCAGCAGUUGUGUAUAAUGUUUUAAACAGAGUGUGA
Molecule: messenger RNA, 420 nt
Organism: Lottia gigantea (owl limpet)
Lineage: Eukaryota; Metazoa; Mollusca; Gastropoda; Lottiidae
Exons: 2
Coding region: 1-420 (139 amino acids)
Biological process (GO): positive regulation of voltage-gated potassium channel activity; sleep; regulation of synaptic transmission, cholinergic
Source: RefSeq, a predicted model, not a curated record